This is a messenger RNA of Humulus lupulus (European hop), 1081 nucleotides long. RefSeq lists its product as uncharacterized. Lineage: Eukaryota; Viridiplantae; Streptophyta; Magnoliopsida; Rosales; Cannabaceae. The transcript is spliced from 8 exons. The record is from RefSeq and is a predicted model, not a curated record. The coding region runs from base 514 to 948 and encodes 144 amino acids.
UUUUGUGUACCUAGUUGUUAUUUAAUUCUUGACUAUUCUCAAUUACAAACGACCCCUUAGAAUUCUUAUGUGGAUAUCUUGAUUGUGUACAUGCAGUCAGUAAGUGAUCUUCACAAGAAGCGUAUGGAUAUGAUACGAAACAAAUACAAUCAAUCGGAAAGAUAUCAGACAAGGGAUUGGUAACCCAGUUGGCGCUAACCACCUUCAGAGACCUUCCCUCAGUUCAGAGCAGUUGAUUUCACAACCAACUGGUUCGCAAAUGUUGCAGCAAAUGACACGAUACUAAUCAAUAUACCUCGUUAUAUCAUACUUUUUUUGGUCUUCUUGUUGAUUGAACCAAGGCCUGUACCUCGCGGCUCUUUGGGAUAAAACUCUUGGGCUCAGAUUUUUGCUUCAGAAAACAAUCUAAAGUUCAAAUAGAUCAUCUCAGGAGGUGCUUCUUCAAUAACUUUUUUAGAUGCCUCACGCUCUUUCAGCAUCCAGGUGAAGUUAGUGUAGGUCUUGAGAAUAAGCAUGCCCAAGCACUUAAAGAUCGAUUCAUUCAAAUGGGCGAGAAGCAGUUCCUUAUUUGUCCAUGGAAUAACAAUGAAUAUUGGAUGUUAUUGCUAUUUCAACCUCACUCACAUUCAGUGGCGUUCUUGGAUCCCAUUAACCUUCAAUUACGUUGAGAUUAAAAAUAUAGUUAGGCUUGCUUUCACGCUAUAUGAUACGGAAAAAGGAAAAAGAGUUGUAAGUCUAAAGUAUUAUAGUCCAAAAUGCCGACAACAACCAAAAACCACAGAGUGCGGUAUCUACUGUAUGAAGUAUGCUAGGGAUCUCAUUUCACAACAAAGAACCAGAGCAUAUCUAUCGAAUAAUUUCAAUUCAGAUUUACCAUAUACUAAUGCUGAACUUAAUGAAGUUCAAGAAGAGUGGGCAACAUAUAUUCUACCGCAUCUCGCUAAAUGAUGGCUUGCAUACUUAGUACCUAUGUAAGGGGAUUUAGUCAUUUUUUGAACUUUGUAUUUUUUUUAUUAAAAAUUGUUAGAACUAAUCAAAUACAAAAUCAAUCUAAUAAAUAAUAAGUUGAGUUAAUUUAGCU